Prunus armeniaca (apricot) is the source of this 813-nucleotide messenger RNA. The record is from the annotation of a GenBank genome assembly. NCBI's taxonomy places the organism in Eukaryota, Viridiplantae, Streptophyta, Magnoliopsida, Rosales, Rosaceae.
AUGUUGAAUGGCAUUUACCAGGCCAUCAUGUUGUCGAAACAUCAGAUUACUCUAAACCCUUCACUGAUAGGCGCCGCUUUGUGCUUUUGGGAUAGCACCUCAAACUCGUUUGCCUUUGGCCCUGGGCCCAUGACUCCCACUAUUCUGGACAUGGCGGCCCUGUUCGGCUUUAGACCCCACGACCGUAGUAUUGAUGCUUUAGCCGAUUUUGAAAUGAAGAAUCGGAAAGUCAGGGUACCAAUGAGGGCUAGUGCGUCCGAAAUAAUGCAUCUGAAGACGUAUUCGGGCUUAGUUAUGACCUAUCAAGGUAUGGAUGAUCCAGAUCAGGAGCACAUGAUUGUUCUGCUCUUUUGGUUGAACAAAUUCAUUUUUCCUCAUGCUGAUGAAGGCGUGAGAACUGAGUUUAUGCAUUUGGCUGAGGCUCUUCAUAACGAAUCGGACUUGGCGACCGGGCCUUUUAUGUUGGCGUUGCUAUAUCAUCGGAUUACUGUUGAUCCGUUCAACUUGAAUGUAUGCGGCCCUAUCUGGAUGCUUCAGAUAUGGCUGGAGUGGUACUUUCCGGAGCUGGGGAGUGCAGGCUCGGAAUCUUUGGAAGAUGACGUUCAAGAAGGUGACGCUUUUGCCAUUGUACUGGCUACUAGGCCGAGAUGGUUUAUCAGUACAAAAGAGUGUUUUAUUUUCUUCAGAGAAUGCAGGCAGCGUCCUAAGGCAAUCUGGCUUCGUUCCCUGUUGGGUUCCAUGUUUUGGUUUGUAAAGAGAGGUCUCCAUGAAGCUCCUCGGCAUUGGAGACAUCUUCUCGAUUUUCGAUCUUAG